This is a messenger RNA of Impatiens glandulifera, 2261 nucleotides long. RefSeq names its product transmembrane 9 superfamily member 7. The record is from RefSeq and is a predicted model, not a curated record. Bases 68 to 1987 code for a protein of 639 amino acids. Lineage: Eukaryota; Viridiplantae; Streptophyta; Magnoliopsida; Ericales; Balsaminaceae. Gene Ontology annotation, cellular component: membrane. Gene Ontology annotation, biological process: protein localization to membrane. The transcript is spliced from 7 exons.
AAUAAUUUAUAUCAAGAGUCUCAUUUCAUCUUUCAAAGCUUGCUGUUUCUCUCUCUAGGAUUUAGAGAUGGGGAGUAGCUCCGGCUGGAUUUCUGCUCUCUUCUUCGCCGUCGUCCUGCACCUAUUCUCACCGGCGAACUGCUUCUAUCUCCCCGGUGUAGCCCCUAGAGACUUCCAGCGGGGCGAUCCAUUAUACGUUAAGGUUAACAAGCUAUCAUCUACAAAGACACAACUUCCAUAUGACUAUUAUUACUUAAAUUACUGCAAGCCUGAGAAGAUUAUGAACAAUGCUGAAAAUUUGGGAGAGGUUCUUAGAGGUGAUCGCAUCGAAAAUUCAGUUUAUACUUUCAAUAUGAGAGAGGAGCAACCUUGCAAAGUAGCCUGCCGGAAAAAGCUUAAUGCUGAGCAAGCGAAGAACUUCAAGGAGAAAAUCGAUGAUGAAUACAGAGUAAACUUGAUUCUUGACAAUCUUCCAGUUGCUGUUCUUAGGCAAAGGAGGGAUAAUAGUCAAUCAAUCACUUAUGAACAUGGAUUUCGUGUCGGUUUCAAGGGAAAUUAUCAAGGGAGCAAUGAGGAGAAGUAUUUCAUACAUAACCACUUGAGCUUCCGUGUUAUGUAUCACAAAGAUUCUGAAACUGAUCUAGCCCGAAUAGUAGGAUUUGAGGUCUCACAAAACAGUAUUAAUCACGAGUACAAGGAGUGGGAUGAGAAGAACCCUCAAUUAACCACUUGCAAUCAGAAUACAAAGAAUAUUAUUCAAGGCAGCACUGUCCCACAGGAAGUCGAUACAGAUAAGGAGGUGGUUUUUACAUAUGAUGUGACUUUCAAGGAAAGCGAAGUUAAGUGGGCAUCACGUUGGGACACUUACCUCCUCAUGAACGACGAUCAAAUUCAUUGGUUCUCCAUAAUAAACUCUUUGAUGAUCGUUCUCUUCCUAUCUGGUAUGGUGGCGAUGAUAAUGAUGAGGACUCUGUACAGAGACAUUGCAAAUUACAAUCAGCUGGAUUCUCAAGAGGAAGCCCAAGAGGAAACUGGAUGGAAACUCCUCCACGGAGAUGUUUUCAGGCCACCAAUAAACUCCGGCUUACUGUGUGUCUACAUCGGCACAGGUAUCCAGAUAUUCGGAAUGACACUUGUCACUAUGCUAUUCGCAGUCCUUGGUUUCCUAUCACCGUCCAAUCGCGGAGGGUUAAUGACCGCCAUGGUUCUAUUAUGGGUUUUCAUGGGCUUAUUGGCCGGUUACACUUCCUCGCGGCUUUAUAAAAUGUUCAAGGGCACCGAAUGGAAGAGGAUUACAUUGAAAACAGCUUUUAUGUUUCCAGGAAUUCUAUUUUCGGUGUUCUUUGUCCUGAAUGCCCUAAUCUGGGGUGAGAAGUCGUCUGGAGCAGUACCUUUCGGGACCAUGUUUGCACUCGUUUGUUUAUGGUUCGGUAUAUCAGUCCCGUUGGCAUUCGUUGGCAGUUACUUGGGUUUCAAGAAACCGGCCAUUGACGAUCCAGUGAAGACGAAUAAAAUACCGAGACAGGUGCCGGAGCAGGCUUGGUACAUGAAGCCUAUAUUCUCUGUACUCAUUGGAGGGAUUCUUCCAUUCGGAGCGGUUUUCAUUGAGCUGUUCUUCAUCUUGACGUCGAUAUGGCUGAACCAGUUUUACUACAUAUUCGGGUUCUUAGCUAUAGUGUUUGUGAUUCUUAUUAUCACUUGUGCGGAGAUAACGAUAGUGCUCUGCUAUUUCCAGCUGUGUAGCGAAGACUACCAUUGGUGGUGGAGGGCAUAUCUCACUGCCGGAUCAUCUGCGUUGUAUCUGUUUCUUUACUCGAUCUUCUACUUCUUCACGAAACUGGAGAUCACAAAAGUCGUGUCGGGAAUUCUCUAUUUUGGGUAUAUGUUGAUCAUAUCGUACACGUUCUUCGUGUUGACAGGUACGGUGGGAUUCUACGCCUGCUUCUGGUUCGUUAGAAAGAUCUACUCCUCCGUAAAGAUUGAUUGAUUGAUUGACUCGACUAACGAAGAGGUCUGGGGGGUGGAUAUUUCUUGUAGCUUUUUCUCUUGAAGAAAUAUUAAAGUGGUGAGAUUUCAAUCUCAAUGCAGUUAUAAUGGAUAGUAAUUUAGUGUUUGAGUGGGCUUCUUUUUAUUUUUUUACUCUUUUGUAACUUUUUUUUUACUCUUUGUUUGGUUCAUCAUAUCAUCAUCAAUGUCAGCUACUACUCCUACUUCUUCCAUAAACUAUGCUCCCAAGUUGAGAAAGUAGCUUUUAGAUGACU